UUUCCUCAAUCGUUGCCUUGAGCUCAUUUUAUAAAAGACAGGUGACUCAAGUGUCUUCCUUUUACUUUACCUUGUGAGAGCCGUUUUUGAUUUGCCCACCAAAUCUCAGGUGUGUUUGUGGUCGGUGUUGUUGUUGUUGUUUUAAAUUUUGAUUCACAUAAAGACCGAGAUUAUUAUGCAUUGGGAUCUUUGCAAUUCCCACCUUACAGGCUCGGGCAGGGAAGGAGUGAGAAAGAGUGACUAAUGGGAGGGAAGGAGGAGGAGGCAACAGUGACUGUAGACGGAAACAGGAUAAAGAAAAAUUGUCUCACAGUGGAGUAAGAAGCUAAAAAGCUUGGCCAGGACUGUUCUCCGAUUCUAGAAAAGAAAACUGGACACCACCCUCCGUUAUUUGUAUCAUGGCCUUUUUACAUCUCUGAGUGACCCAAAAUGCUGAGAGAUCAUCGAAGACGGCCCCAUUUGCCUCCCCAAAGUUAACCCCUACCACCACAAUUGGCCAUCCCAGAGGGAAGGAAAGGUUAGGGAGUCCCUGUAAAUAUGCCUGGAUGGAGGACUCAAUGGCAUCUUUUCCUGCUGAAUUCCCUCACCUGUGCCCUGGAGAUCUGUGUGGCAGCUGGGAUCACGUAUGUACCCCCGUUGCUGCUGGAGGCUGGUGUGGAGGAGCGGUACAUGACUAUGGUUCUAGGUAUUGGUCCGGUACUGGGGCUCUUGUUUAUCCCUCUGAUUGGCUCGGCCAGUGAUAACUGCAAUAGCAGCUAUGGAAGAAGGCGCCCUUUCAUCUGGCUGCUAUCUCUGGGAGUCCUCCUGGCACUUUUUAUCAUCCCCUACGCCGACAUCCUUGCUGCACACUUUGCCUGGGGAGGACGCACUUUCCAGGUGGCUUUCCUUAUCCUUGGAGUGGGCCUGCUUGACUUUUGUGGACAAGUUUGCUUCACGCCGUUGGAGGCGCUGUUAUCAGACCUGUAUCGAGAUGGGAAGGACUGUAACCAAGCCUUUGCAAUGUUCUCCUUCAUGGUCAGCUUGGGAGGAUGUGUAGGCUACUUGCUUCCCGCAUUUGACUGGAGCCACAGUCUCCUAUCAGUUUAUCUCGGAGGGCAGGACCAAUGCCUCUUUUUCCUCCUCAUCCUGAUUUUUAUUCCCAGUGUCCUCAUCACUAUGAAGGUUUCCAAAGAACCCUCCAGUGCCAUUGUCGGCUCGGUCGGGGCAGUGUCUCUGCUGGAGUCGGGAGCUGGUGCAAUGGAAGCCACCCAGUGCGGUGUGCCUCGAUCGUGCUGCUACCUGCUGAAGUGCAAAUUUAGGCUGCUGAAAUCCGGACCUUUGCUAUGCGUGCUGAAAACCUGCUGGUCCAUGACCCCUGCCAUUUACAGAAGCUAUUGCCAUGUUCCUAGGGUGAUGUGGCAGCUCUGUGUGGCUCAGCUUUGCAGCUGGAUGGCUGUCAUGUCCUUUAUGCUCUUCUUCACGGUCUUUGUAGCAGAAGGCCUGUAUGGUGGUGACCCCAGUGCAGUACAAGGAAGUGUGGCCAGACACAGAUAUGAUGAAGGCAUCCGUAUGGGAAGUCUGGGUUUGUUCCUGCAGUGUGCUACCUCAACCUUCUUCUCAAUGGUCAUGAGUCGAAUGGUUCAAUGUUUCGGCUCACGCUUGGUGUACCUGUCCAGUAUGGUGAGCUUCACAGCAUUCACUUUGGUCAUCUGCCUUUCAAAAAGUGUGCUCCUCGUAACUAUCAUGGCUGCCCUCACCGGCUACGCCUAUGCUGCGCUGCAGACGUUACCCUACACGCUCACAUGCCAUUACCACAAAGAGAAGAAGGUUUAUAUGCCAAAAAGGAAAACCAAAAUCACACGUAAAAAUGAUUUUACAUCCAAGAGAGACUAUUUGACUUCAUCGGAAGAGGUAGGCUUACUAAACGACAAGGCGGACCCUUCCUCGGGAAAUGUCUUCUUCAGCCAGGAUGCUUACUACCAGAAUGGCUCCACUCACAAUUCCACAGAGUCGGAGGAGCCUCAGUCGGGAUAUGAAGACCGUGGCGUGGGCUUGGACUUUGCCAUUUUAGACAGUACCUUCCUUCUCUCUCAGGUCAUCCCCACACUCCUCAUGGGGACCAUCGUGCAAUUGGCACAGUCGGUCACUGCAUAUAUCGCCUGCUCUGUAAUCUUGGGCAUUGUGGCCAUCUAUUUGGCGAAUCAUAUCGUCUUUGACCGAAAGGACCUUAAAGGAUGUGACUUAGAUGGCCAUCCAACAAUAAGGAUUGUGGAAUAAUUGCGGGGGAGGGGUGGGGUUUCAACAAUGCACUAUUACUUAGUAUCUCUUGAGGCCUUGCUCUAUUUUUGUGCAUUUGCACCUUAGCAAAAGUAUGGAGAGAGUGAAUAUGCGAUCAGGGACAAAGCCAUUUGAAAUGGGAGUGCUGGCAGUGAAUGAUCACCUUUCAGUGCUGUUGACUGUGAUGUCCGAUCCAUUUUAACUGGGAAGGUUAGCAGUGAAUGCUCAUGUUUUAGUGCCAUUGGUGGUGAGAUACUUCAAUACCAUUUCUACUUGAAAACGAAUUAGCUAGUCUAUUGCCCAUCAUUUUUUACCAAAUCCAAAUUUUAUAACCGUAUUCUUUAUAUUUCUGCUGCCCAGCUAGUAACCAAUGCAUAUCCUGGACUGUAUUUCUUUUUUAUUUGUAUCUUAGGUUUAGUUUGUUAUAUGAGAAAGAUAAGCCUUUCCAGGACACAAAUUGGCACCACAGAGCACACACCACCUGACAAAUUUGUACAUGUACGGCAGCUUUUAGAAGUUUUCCAGUGGAUAAAAUCAUAUCCCUACAGGAUCUAUUCAUCUGUAGUAAUUCAAGGGACAGUUUAUUGCAAAUAUGGAUGCUCCAAUUAUAAUCAGGACAAACAUCUCAGGUUAACAAAUUGCCUUUUGACAAUCUCGGACUCCGCAUGGGUGUUAUACAAAGUAGGCCUGACUUUCAUAUCAUUUUUUCCAACCAUUCUCAAAAUACCAAAUCAUUCGUUAUGCAAAGGGAACCAUUUGGUUAAGAUGGCAGGCACUGUGGAAGGCCAGCUUGAGUUGUGUGUGUGUGUGUGUGAGAGAGUGUAUAUGUGGUUUUCUGUCUGGUGUCAUUACUAGGCUGUUUUUUCUUCUUUUCUUCAGCAGAGCAUUGUGGAUUCAGCGUUCUGAUUUAAAGCUUGAGAUCAUUAAGAAUUUUUAUUUUUGGGACAGACAUGAUUCGUUUUGGCCUAUGAAUGCAAAAAAAAGUGUUCUUGCAGUAGCACAAUUAUAUUAAAAAAAGUGCCUGUAUGUUUAUCUGCUUUUUGUAUAUUUGUGGUAUUUAUUUAUAAUGCUUUUAUUGGGAAAAAGUUUUUAAGAUAUUGGCUUUUCAGCAAGUACGAGGGCUAUUUCCGUGAAGAGAUAAAUUAUUUGUAUAGUGACGUGCAAGCCUCCUCAGAGCUCUAACUUAUUUGAACAUGACAGCAUUGUUCUUUAGCGUUUUCUAUUUGCUUUCACGCUUCAUUUGCGGUUACGUCUUGCUAUAUGUAAUUUCAUCAGCACUGCUUAUACCACUGAAAUUGUCGAAAAUGUUUUCAAAAAAGUAUUUUUUUAUUUUCAAUUUUAUAGGCAGCAGACCUUAAGUCCCCCUUUGGAACUAAUUCUCAUGUUGAAUUUCUGAAGCCAGUGCCAAUUUUAGACUAGAAAUGUAUGAUACACGUUUUUAUAGCUAUGUACCAUCUGAUGUCUCUGUAAGGAAAGCGGUCCGCAAACAACUUUUCAUAGAAAAUAAAACAUAAAAUGGCUGACAA
Messenger RNA from Corythoichthys intestinalis (scribbled pipefish), 3782 nucleotides. RefSeq names its product solute carrier family 45 member 3. Gene Ontology annotation, biological process: transmembrane transport. The record is from RefSeq and is a predicted model, not a curated record. NCBI's taxonomy places the organism in Eukaryota, Metazoa, Chordata, Actinopteri, Syngnathiformes, Syngnathidae. Bases 538 to 2256 code for a protein of 572 amino acids. The transcript is spliced from 6 exons. Gene Ontology annotation, cellular component: membrane. Gene Ontology annotation, molecular function: sucrose:proton symporter activity.